This is a messenger RNA of Penicillium angulare, 279 nucleotides long. Its product is annotated as 60S ribosomal protein eL43. The transcript is spliced from 4 exons. The record is from RefSeq and is a predicted model, not a curated record. Lineage: Eukaryota; Fungi; Ascomycota; Eurotiomycetes; Eurotiales; Aspergillaceae. Gene Ontology annotation, molecular function: structural constituent of ribosome. Bases 1 to 279 code for a protein of 92 amino acids. Gene Ontology annotation, biological process: translation. Gene Ontology annotation, cellular component: ribosome.
AUGACCAAGCGCACCAAGAAGGUCGGUAUCACCGGUAAAUAUGGUACUAGAUACGGUGCCUCCCUGCGUAAGCAGGUGAAGAAGAUGGAAGUCACCCAGCACGCCCGUUACAUCUGCACCUUCUGCGGAAAGAACACCGUCAAGCGCCGCGCUGUUGGUAUCUGGGAGUGCAAGGGCUGCAACAAGACCGUCGCCGGUGGUGCCUACACCGUCUCGACCCCUGCUGCCGCUGCCACCCGCUCCACCAUCCGUCGUCUCCGUGAGAUCGCUGAGGUUUAA